AGGUUCCAGUUAUUUAAAAAGGAGCAAAGUUGAGCAACUAUUUGACUGGUGUAUUCGCGAUUUUCUUAGUGUUUUAGAACGACCUUGGAAAAGUAGAUUGCAGGAGGGGCUAUAGCACUACUCUCAUUUUGAAAGGCUCUUGUUGAGGUUGAAGAGACCGACUGCAGACCGAUUUCCUAUACCAUCUUUACGUCCCCUAACAUUUUCUAUCCACGAUCAACAUUGACCUUUCAUAGAAUUGUAGGUACUUCAACUACUAGUAUCAACAACAUCGGCGUCUCUUUAUACAUUUUUUGAAUCUUCCCUACUUGUUGGGGACCUCCCUUUGUAGAUUGUUUUCUUUUUAUACCCCCCUCAAGCGCCAAAAUGGAGGCCGCGGCGCAAGAGAAGUACACGAAGAUGUGUGCCAAGUUGCACAAGCUGGGAUGUUGGGACCCUCAUAUGAUCACUCACUCCGUCAUGUGCGGUCAUCGGGAUGGAAGGUAUUUGCCGCUGCGACCUGGACAACGAUUUUAUUUUAAGAUCAUUCACUUUUAUGGAUUUCAACGCAAGAACAACUGUGGUGUCAUGCUUCUGAAAAAAAUGAGGUCGUUCUUGUCACUGUUGUAGAUUUUUCCCUUCACGCGAAUGCCCUACUUGAAUAUCAAUUUGCGUCCCCAAACGACAACGCAGAACUCUUGUUGAUCAACAUGUAUCAGGUUGCCAAAGAGUGGAAAGUUGGAAUGCAAAAAUGAUGAGGACUUGCAAGGAUUGUAUGAAGCCAUCGAUCACUUUCAUUCGGCCCGAAAGCCACUCACCUUGUGUGAGAUGGCAACCCCGGUAUGAAAAUGAUCAUGUUUUUUUUAAGGAUGUGCUAGCGACUCUUGGGUCUCAAAUCAACUUUUUUACGAGCUGCUCGCGUUGUACGGCAACAAAAAGAUUUUAUUGAAAAACGUGCUGUAUUUUUUUGUUGAAAACAAGUGCCCCCGAGUUAUUUUCUUAUGGUUCUACAUAUUAUCUUCUUCAACUACCUUCUAGACUACUACCUUCAACUCCAUACUAUCUUCUCACAGGUGUUCAAGUACUACCAGGAUGUGGAUGUUUUGCUUCCGCAUGUCACUUGUUUGGAGGAAAUCUCGGAAAUUGAGGCUUUGUGGAUGGAGUGUCUGAUUCGCUGCCAAGCAGCAGUUUUGGGUGUAAUUUGGCGUACCUAUGAUGCUCUGGGUGUAGAGCGCGCACGACCAGACACCACGGUGAACGUAUUCGCAUCCAGCGGAUACGCAAAGAGGUAUGGACAUUUUUUUAAUUGCGUAGUAGUGGAACAAGGAGAACUGUUUAAAUUUGCAGUAGUAGUACAGGUACACGUGAUUUAAAUUUUGUAGUAGACCACUACAAACAAGUCAUGAUGUUGUUUUGGAAAAAAGUUAGUAUGUGAAACAUGAGGAAAUACUGAUUGUCCUCGUCUUUGCAGGUAUUCCCAGUUCAAAAUCUCCCUGCAUUUUAUCUGGGAGGACUUGCAUGUGAGCUCCCACGAAAGUAAGGCGAUCCGAAACGCCAAUUUGGCGUUCGUCGCCUCGAAACAGUGCGGCCCGCUGCAUCGCCUUCUCGCGAAUGCCCACAAAGGUGAGGAUCCGACGUUCAAUGGCACUAAAAACCCCUGGGAAGAUAUCUUGGAUAAGGCUUCGUCCGAAGGUUCAUCUCUUCGUAUGCCCUUCACCGAUAAGGCACUCAAGGUCGACAAGAAACAAGCUGCAUACCCGAAACAAGGUAUUCAGAUUGAUUUUUUGAUGUAGUUGCUUGUUAGAGAAGUUGGACUUUAUUUUUUUUGGCAACACAGUACGUUCAUGAUCAUUUUCACGCCGGGAUGCAGGUAGGGCCCAUGAAGGAUGACACUUUUUUUGUCUCUACUCAGAUUCGAAACGCCAGUUGCGUCUUGAGUCUUAUGCGAGUUCAAAAUUAUCUAUUUAAAGUUUGUCUGACCCAUGAUCAUUUUCACGCCGGGAUGCAGGUAGGCCCAUGAAUGAUGACACUUCUUUUGUCUCUAUUCAGACUCGAAACGCCAGUUGCGUCUUGAGUCUUAUGCGAGUUCAAAAUUAUCUAUUUAAAGUUUGUCUGACCCAUGAUCAUUUUCACGCCGGGAUGCAGGUAGGCCCAUGAAUGAUGACACUUCUUUUGUCUCUAUUCAGACUCGAAACGCCAGCUGCGUCUUGAGUCUUAUGUGAGUUCAAAAUCAUCUAUUUAAAGUUUGUCUGACCAUGAGCCCACUAAAGAUAGCACUGUCUCGCAACUCCUGAACGAAAAUAUCAACGUACUUAUAAAAAAAAAAUCACCUUUACCCAAGUCUUCUUUUCUAGUUAGGGCUCCACUGGAACUUCCUCCGAAAGCCAGAUACCAACGAUGUGAUGGAAGGGCGACAAAAAAAUAUCACUGCUAAAGCCAAAAGACCAGCAACUAAUGAUCUUAUGGAAGGGCCUUACUUACUCAAAAAAAAAUCACCUCUAUCCGAAAAACAGAUGCCAACGAUGUGAUGGACGAUGGGCGUCUUCUUAUUUUAACAAAAAAAAUCACCUCUUCUAUCCGAAAAACAGAUACCAAUGAUGUGAUGGACGAUGGGCGUCUUCUUAUUUUAACAAAAAAAAUCACCUCUUCUAUCCGAAAAACAGAUACCAAUGAUGUGAUGGAAGGGCGCCCAAAAUUGCCUGUUGCGUGCUACCGAGUCCAACUGGUCCCGGGUGACCCAGGAAAGUGCGCUUUGAAACCGGUUGCACUCGUCAAAAACUACUCACGCAAAGAGUGGAUCGAACGUGGCUCCGUUCGUUUGCCAGCUGACGCAAAGAUAGCUUCGAUCUGGUUGCCGUCUCAAUUGAUGCCAGAACCAGCCAAAGCUAUUGUUGUGCAAAACGUGAAUCGCCGAAAUCAAACCAAGGACCAGGCUUGGGGCGGUGGAAAUGAUGGCUGGCAACAACGUGGCGGUACUUUUUUCUUUUCCGAUUUUUGUUUGUUGUACGAGGUUCUUUUCUGACUGGUUGUAUAUGAAUAUGUACUAAAUAAAAAGAAGUUGCGGUACUAAAUAAUACUGUUCCAACUCGAAAGUAGACUUCGAACGAAAACUCUACUACUAAACCUACUACUAGGCGGCAAGGGCGGAAAGGGCCGUGGCAAGACUAUGAAGGGAAGUGGAGGGAACAAGCGUACCAAGCCGAAGCCGAAGCCGCGUGACGAGAGCACUUGGAUCGCUGAUAAUUAAGGCUCAAUAGAAUUCAUUUCAUCUUCCAGCGCUCAUCUUCCUCCGUUUCCUUCUUGAGACUCUGAAGAAAUGGGCUAAAGAAGUAAGUAAGUAUAAGUAAAUUCAAAUACAGAUACAAAUUAAAAUUUUGAAUUGUUCUAAGAUGACUUGCGAGGCUACUGGAUGGACGACUAUGACAACGUUUUGAACGUGUGGGUGGAGACUUCUACAGGCUCAAUUAAGGUCUACCGUGGAGACAGCAACGUGCAGAUCGGAACGAUCUCAGUCGUUGAUCCAAACGAAUACCCGAUUAAGCUCUAUUUUUCGGAAGAGCGCUCCCGCUCUCUGUGGGUCUUGGACUACAAGGGCGAUAACGAUCUGCAAGGCACAUGGAAGAGCAACGACGGAAGUACAAUUGCAUUCUUUGUUGCAUUCUUGUUGCAUUCUUGACCAUUGAGGAUAGAAGAAUUUUUUGUAGAAAUGUUGUAGAUAUAUCUCAGUGUAGUAUAGUAAUGUAGGUGGUUAUAGGUAUAAUAUGUGUAAUGUUCCUCGUUCCGCCCAGAUCAUGUUCGAUGUUCGACACCCGAAGAGAAAUCCAAACUCUUUGUAAAAAUUCUAGAAAUUUUUAGAAUAUUUCACAAAGAAAUGAACUCACCCCAAUACAGACCCAAAGAGUGAUUGGAACUGGCGCAGACCAGCAGUCUACAAGAAGACAGAGUGGCCCAGAUGGGGAGCACGUGUCUUGCUGAAUAUCUCCGGAUCCGUCGACGGCCCCAACAGAAUUGUGGCACUUGGUACAACUAUUCUGGUGAUGUUCGUUGUAGAAGCAAAGAUGAAUGAUGCAACAGACGAAGCAGCAAGUGACAAAUCUUGCCAGCUAUUUUACUUCUUACUUCAUCAUCUAGUACAGAAUGGAGUAGCGGCUGCGUCUGCGGCAAACAAUUCAAUACUUCUUCCUAUUUGGCUGUUGUAUGGCUCUGGUACAGGCAAGAAUCUUGAAUCUGAAGUUCGUCUCUUGAAUUAUUCUCUGUUCUGUACUCACACGAAUGCUUCAGUCCAGAAAAUUUUCUUCUGCUCUCUCAUUCCUAGGUGUUGUUAUCAACGCGGUCGGAACGCAGGCUGAUCACCCGAACGUCAAGCAGAUGUGGCACGGAAGCUUGCGGUUGGACCACAACGAUUUGCCAGAAACAGGAGAAAUCACAGUGCCAAUGGCUUGUCUGGCAGCAGCAACGCUAGGUCUUCGUGUAUGCAUCGAUCUCGGCCUCGAUAAGAGGGAGAUCAUGGUUGGAACGGACCACUCAAUCGUAAUCCUUUUUCUCAAAUUUUUCUUUCUUGUUUGUGUGGAACCUGAAAGUAGUAUGAGUAGUGAUCCCUCAAGCGAGUUCUGCUCUGCACUAGAAUGAUUUACUUCGCUUCACAUUUAAUGUUUCACAUCUUCCCCUGAUGAUGGCCAUCGGUCAACAUCAAAUCGUUCUCUAUUAAAAUUCACAACAUUAAUUACGUUAUGUUGCUUUUCAUCUCGGUAUUGAAACGACACAUCAGGUGGAAGCGCAAUUCAACAAUACGAGUCGUAAAAUCGCGGCGGAUCUGCGACCUAUCGUGGACGUCUUGGACGAAUACAGGGCGACUCUUGCCUUCCAGGUUCGCGUCACGCAGACAACAGCACACGAAAACCAAGCCACCGAAGUUGCCAGAACCUGCCGUCAGCAAGGAUACUCUACCGUAGGUGACCGCAAGUUGUACGAGGCGGUUCAACAAGCAGUUGAAGCUAGAGGAAACCCAGGUACAACAAACUUAGUUUACUGUAUAACCAACCAUGUGAUAAAAAUCUCGAAGAUUUUCAUUGGUGCCAGAGCAGGCCUCGAAAGAACUUCUCAUGUUGGAUGGGUUUCGAAAAUGAAAUAACAUCUGGUGGUGCUACGACGAUAUGGAAAUCCGUUUGCCUCUAAUUUCUUGGCCUCCCCUCUAGGUGGUCUCAACGCUUUGAAGCAGAUUACGAGUAUCAACCAGCAAUAUGGACAGGGUGGAUAUUACAACGCGAUUCAAGACUAUGGCCAGGACUUCGGAGGAGCAAAGGGAGGAUACGGCCAAGCGGCUCUCACCUAUCCGCCAACGCAGCCACCAGCGUUGAAGGGUCAAGAAGUCGUUCAAACACCGCAGAUGGGUCACCCCGCACAGGGCCCACCGCACAUGAGUACUUCCUUGUGGUUUGACUUUCUGCAAACGACACGUUCUUGGUUGAUUUUCUUUUGCUAGUCGCUGAUCAUCCUGUUGAUUCCAACUUAUUCCUUUCACAAGAGAGACUGAUCAUUUUCCCAAUCUUAUGUUCGCAUCUUCUUUCUCUCUCUCUCUCAGAUAACAUGGGCAAGGGUGGUCCGCAGCAGAUGGGCCAAAUGCCGCCACAAAUGGGAGGUCCGCAGAUGGGCGGUCCGCAGAUGGGAGGCCCGCCACAGAUGGGUCCGCCGCACAUGGGACAAGGUCCGCCUCAAAUGGGACAAGGAGGCCCGCCUCAAAUGCAAGGAGCACCGCAAAAGGGAGGUCCGCCACAAAAGGGAGGCCCACCACAGAUGGGUGGACAAGGUCCGCCACCGCAGAUGGGAGGACAAUUAAGGGUGCGGUAAAUCCAUCUCCAAAGUCAUCUGGUAGGAUAAAGACAAGAAGAAAAAGAGAUCCAGAUGAUAAUUGGGAUGGACUUCCUAUACCACCACUAAGACAAGGAGGUCCGCCACAGAUGGGGGGAAAUCCGCAGAUGGCAGCCUAUGGAAAGCCAGGCUUCCCGGGACAGCAGCAAUUCCAGCCGCAGCCGAACCAGUGGAACCCGGCGGGACAGUAUGGCGCGCCACCGCCAAUGCGCAACUACUAAGGCUACUCUAAGAUGACACUAACCUAAGAUGUAGGACGAGUCAGUAGUUAGAAACAGUGGUGAGAAAUGAAAAAGGUCAAGAUGAUGUUGUCUUGAAGCACUUUGCUGUUGUUGAACUAAGCGUAGUGGCUUCAUGAAGGAUUUACAACUAUUUUCAUGAAAAAAUGAUUGAGACGAUUGCAUGUGCGCGUGCUCUCCAGCUUCGAAGAAGUCCGAGGCUCAAAUUCCCCAAAUAUUCGUAUGUACACGAUUCAACUUCUAUUUUUACUUGUUGUUAUAGCACUUGUAAAAGUUUGUUAAAUGUUCGAAGUGGAAGAUCAUCUUCUGAAGAUGAUGGUGCUGCUAAAACUAUAAGAUUAGUAUCUACCAUGUGGUCGUCGAUACUGGGUUCUAUGGUUUUUUUCGCUGUAAAAUCCGUGGUCUAUGAUGUAUGAACUUAAUAUUGAUUCGAUUUCUGGUUUUGUACUCCUACUCCUCCUAAUUUAAAGCGAUAGCGAUACAUAUGUAUCCAUACAUGGGUAUCGAAAAAAGAUUUCUAGACUUAUAUCACCAACAAAAAAUGAGAUCUGAUACUGGUACUGGUGCGAUCGACUAGCACCAUACCAACAGCAUCUUCGUAUUUACCUUAUAUCUACAUUGAGUCCGUUCUCCCUAGUAAUUUUGUUUCUAACGACUAGAAACGCAGUCUUCAUUACAAGUGGAUUAUUUUUUGCGUGGGUUAGUGACUUCUGCUGCAAGUAUGUUUUAUUCGUCUUACUAUUUAUCUCCGGGGGAAGAGUAUCAGCAAAAUACAAGCAGUACACCAUCACAAUUACUACAUUCAUCACGUUCGUUGUUCACGACACACCAUUUUUUACACGAUAACGCACACUGAUAAUGCUUGACUAAACCACUUAAGUAUAUCUACUCUUCCUCGCUCUAUUUUACUCAGCAUGUCUUACCACAUCGUGACGACUAUUUCUUUGUAUUUAUCUCAAGUCCACAACGACUAGCUGGGAGAAGCAAGCUAGUUCCUCAGUAAAUUUGGAAGAUAUCAACAACACAAGAUCUUCAACCAUUGAAAACACAUUUUUCUCACUCAACAUCUUCGAUAUUGAAAAUUCCUUACAUCACUAAUAUUUCAUCUUGAAGACGGCAACAACCACAAACUCAUCAUGACAUCAUUCAUCGCAUCAUGAAAACCAUUGAGGCAUUUUCAUCGCAUGGGCACUGUAGUUUUGGUUGGGCAUUGGGUGGUAACUAAGAAGAGUGCCCAUUACCAAAACGAAAAUACAAACCUCAAGCUGUUAGUGGUAGUGCGACACGAAGACUGAUGAACAUCAAGACUCAAUUAUACCCCAGCAGCUAUUUUGGUCCUAGAACGAAAGGAAGUGAUCCAAGAAUAAAAGAAAAAACGCAGUACUACGUAUAAAUGGUCCACCUAAUAAGAGAGGAC
Messenger RNA from Amoebophrya sp. A25, 7503 nucleotides. The record is from the annotation of a GenBank genome assembly. NCBI's taxonomy places the organism in Eukaryota, Dinophyceae, Syndiniales, Amoebophryaceae.